This is a messenger RNA of Cynoglossus semilaevis (tongue sole), 2841 nucleotides long. It is a transcript of the gene elovl1b, whose product is annotated as ELOVL fatty acid elongase 1b. Gene Ontology annotation, molecular function: fatty acid elongase activity. The transcript is spliced from 8 exons. Gene Ontology annotation, biological process: fatty acid elongation, monounsaturated fatty acid; fatty acid elongation, saturated fatty acid; sphingolipid biosynthetic process. Gene Ontology annotation, cellular component: endoplasmic reticulum membrane; endoplasmic reticulum. The record is from RefSeq and is a predicted model, not a curated record. The coding region runs from base 1157 to 2149 and encodes 330 amino acids. NCBI's taxonomy places the organism in Eukaryota, Metazoa, Chordata, Actinopteri, Pleuronectiformes, Cynoglossidae.
CUUGUAACCAAUAUGGAGAAAAUAAAGACAAAAAACUCACCUUCUCCCCCUUUGUGUGUCUGUAGCUGUUGGGAUUUAUGAGCAUUAAGUCAUAGUCACUCCUACUUGGCCUGAUGAGAUGAGUGGUGUCCCUUAGAUCGGCUGGGCGUGACAGCGAGAGCCGCAAUUUAUUUUGCGGCGAGCGAAACCUUCUUACAACACACUUGAAGGAGUUUUACGUGUUAUGGCAUGAGUCAUGGAUGAUAUACACUUGUCGUCACAGAGCGCUGACCUUUACUCUAGUGUGGCACUCUGGUAUGCCACUUCAGGUACAUGACAGAUGGAGUAAAAGUUUCUUUAAGUUUCUUUACAUCUGUUGAGAUUUUCUUCAAUUACAGGAUUCCCAGCUCUGUCUUACACUGUGGGGAGUGUGUUCUUUGGGUGGUAUGCCUGUCCUUUGCUCCUGGUUUAAGGGCCAAGAGGGUUGUUUAGCUCGCUGGGUGUUGGCUGUUUUGAGCGCUUAAGAAAACCACAACAAUGCUCCUCUUCAUGACAACAGAGCCCGCACUGAUGUCUCGACCGCUGCCUGUGAAUAUUAUCAGCCCACCCCGCGAGAAAACUGACAGGGCGACUUCAGAGUCGUGUACCCCUUUGAGAGUACGAAAGGGUGUGAUCUUCGAGAUUAGAAGUAGUGGAACCUGCACAUGUUAAGGUCAGGGUAUUGAUCACACUAUUUCUAGGGUGCACGGUAUUCAUUUUAAGUUGGGCGUGGUUUUCAGCGUGGGUUUAAAUGGAGGGCCAUGCCUCUCUCCUACUCAGUUGCACUCUUCCUCAGACAGCCGCUCACACACAGCUCUCCUUCUCUCUCAGGCUCUGCCUCCUUCCCUCCCUCUCCUUCACUGAGCUGGUUAUUCAUCCACUGUGUGAGUCAGGGAGGGUGGAGAUUUGGAAGACUCCUGUACCAGUCACACUUUGUCAGAUUACUUUUUCAUUCCCUUCCCUUCUUCCCUGGCUCUGCUGUUUUUCUGUUCGCUGCUGCUGCCGCCUGACCUGCCACCAGUAUUUAGAAGAGAUUUAUUUAUUUUAAGAAGAGGAUUUGCUUUGCUGCGAAAGAAAAGAAGUAACUUUUACUCCUUUCAGUUUUGUAAGAUAAUUGGAUCAAAACACCAGAGUAACCAUGCUUCAAGAGAUCAGGGAGAUUGGCACACAUGCUGUGGCGAUCUACGACUACCUCGUGGCUGGACUUGAUCCAAGAAUCAAGGGCUACUUCCUGAUGCAGAGUCCUAUUCCCAUGUCUUUGAUAUUGCUGUGCUACUUGUCCUUUGUACUGUACCUGGGCCCUCGCCUGAUGGCCAAUCGCAAGCCCUUCCAGCUGAAGGAAGCCAUGAUAGUCUACAACUUCUUUUUAGUGGCCCUUUCAAUAUACAUCGUCUACGAAUUCCUGAUGUCUGGUUGGGCAACGACAUAUACCUGGCGCUGCGAUGCAGUUGAUACCUCGGAUAGUCCACAGGCUCUACGUAUGGUCCAAGUGGCCUGGCUGUUCUGGUUUUCAAAGAUCAUAGAGCUCAUGGACACAAUCUUCUUUGUGCUGAGGAAAAAACAUGGCCAGAUCACCUUCUUGCAUAUCUUCCACCACUCCUUAAUGCCCUGGACCUGGUGGUGGGGAGUUGGCUACGCUCCUGGUGGAAUGGGUUCUUUCCAUGCUAUGGUGAACUGCUCUGUCCACAUCAUCAUGUACUUCUACUAUGGCCUUGCUGCUGCUGGACCACGCUUCCAGAAAUUCUUGUGGUGGAAGAAAUACAUGACUGCCAUUCAGCUGAUCCAGUUUGUCCUGGUGUCCAUCCAUGCCACUCAGUAUUACUUCAUGGACAGCUGUGACUACCAGUUCCCCAUCAUCCUCCACCUUAUCUGGAUGUAUGGAACCUUCUUCUUUGUGCUCUUCUCCAACUUCUGGGUCCAGGCUUACGUGAAGGGUAAGCGCUUGCCAAAGCAGGCCGCCAGCCAGUCGCAGAACGGCACAGCUGUGUACAAAAACGGAACAUGUCACGAGAACUGCAAACACCACGAGAACGGCAAACAUCAUGAGAACGGCAUCAAGUACGGCACCACCAACGGUUGUUCUCACCACGAGAACGGCAGCACUCACAUGGGAAAGAUGAAGAAGGCCUAGGAUCCUAAAAGGAAAUGUUCAAAAUGUAUGACCCACAACCUGUUAAAACUACUACAGAUUCCACAGAUAAUUUUGGCGUUCCUUUCCUGUUUUUAGUUUCAUAUACAAAAGACAGGAUUUCCACAGAUGGGGCCUCACAUUUGGUUUGUUUCAGUUAGGAAACAUCACUGGAUCACGAUGUAUGAAGAGAAGAUAGAUUUAAGUGUUCUUCUUCACUGAUGUUGCAGCAGAGUUCAAACUGCUGACCUUUCACCUCACCUGCCUUCACCAUAUUUACCCCACAGUCCUAUAUUGCCUUUUGCGCCCCCUGUGGACAGAUGACUGUACAGUUUUUAUCAAACUUGAAAAUACUUUUUUUGUAAAUAGUUUUACAUUAAAAAAACAACUAACUAAUUGUAAUGCUCGCUUAAGAGUUUCUAAAUUUUGUUACGUUGUUUAUUUAAAAUAAAACAAAAUGCCAAUAAAUUUCACUGUAAAUUAUCUCUGUAGAUGGUCUCUCCCUGCUCUCAUCUCUGGGUGUUUGAGUUGCUUGGCUGUUGACAUUGUGCUUUGUUUAAAAAAAGUAUUUGCAAUGCAUGCUUGUGCCUCUUGUCUUGGCAAUUCCAAGUAUGCAUAGCAAGUAGGAGUAAAAAACACACAGCCAUUCUUUGUUUAAAGGAUUAAACAUAAGAAGAAGAGAGAAAGUAUCCUGA